Moesziomyces antarcticus is the source of this 3018-nucleotide messenger RNA. RefSeq lists its product as uncharacterized. Lineage: Eukaryota; Fungi; Basidiomycota; Ustilaginomycetes; Ustilaginales; Ustilaginaceae. The record is from RefSeq and is a predicted model, not a curated record. The transcript has a single exon. Bases 1 to 3018 code for a protein of 1005 amino acids.
AUGGCACCCAACAGGGGUAUCGCCUCGCACUUUGCAGCGUCCAAAGCAAGCAUCAGUCGCACCGCACGCUCGCUCAAGUCCAAGUCGACCAAGGAUGCCGCCAAGGCCACUCCGCCUACCACCGGAUCCACGGCCGUAGAGCCUCUGGCCGCAUCAAACGAGCCUGCUCCGUCUUCACCCGCGGCGCCGUCGGUGCCAAAACCCGCGACACCGAAAAAGUCGACCGCAAAAAGACAAACUCGCACACGACUCAGGACGCCGGACGAGGGCGAAGUCGACCGCAUCAUGCUCGAGAACCAAGCUCUUCUUCAGGCCAGCCCCUCGCGCGCUUCUUCGAGUGCUUCUGCCGCACCCACCGACGAUGCACCACUGACACUGCUCGGAACGCCACCAACCACGCCGAGCGCAGGCUCCCGCUCGGCACGCUUCUCGCCGCUCCUCGAACCUACACAGAUGUCGCCAAUCUCGGUGCGCACCGACCCGGACACGAAAAAGAUGUUUCUUCUCCUGCCCAAAUCGCCCAAGCCGUCGAGUCCGGCAGGUGCGUCUGCAGGUCCAUCGAGCCCGUCGAAGCGCAAACUCACCACGCCGCCCAAGUCGACCUCGCCAACCAAAACGCCAAGAACGCUCGACGCCACUCCUCGCCGGCUCAUCACGGGCGAGCACGAGGUCUUUGGUACCGAAGAGGAGGACGGCCUGGUGCUCACGCCGGGUAAGGCCAAAGGCACGCGCAUUGCGCUGGGUAGCCCGAGCAAGAGCCCGCUGCUGGCCAGGCUAGGUGACACGCCCAAGGACAAGGCUCUGCGCACCAUCGUAGACGAGGACGACGAGUCGUACAUCACCCCGCGCAGCGUGAGGCAGCGGCCCAAAGGCGUCCCUCUGCCCCCACUCGCCACACAAAAUGCAGCGGCUGUCUUUCGCGGCGCAUCCAUCCCAUCGUCCAGCAGUGCACCCAGCAUCUCGCAGCGCCAGCGCAAGGACCUCUUCCACACCGGUCCCUUUUCGGGCCUUGCCGCCAUAUCGUCGUCGCAGAACGAGGUGGAAAGCGAGACCGACCCGGCGGAUGACGAGGCUGAUUUGCCCGAUCCAAAGCACGCGCUGUCGACGCAGCUGCCGCUGCCCUCGUUCUACUCGAGCCUCAUGACGCUGCAUGUGGCGCUGGAGCACGCGCUGGUCGUCCACCUCGCCACCGCGGGCUGCGCGAGCGCUACGCUCGAAUCGUCCGUCCAGACCUCAUCGGAUAGCGACUCGGAAUGUGACGCUGCGUUCGGAUCCACACGCAAGGCCACCAAGACGGUGCGUCUGCCCAACCUCAUCUCGUACACGGCGCUGCGUCCUCUCGUGGAGCGCUCCGGUGGGCGCCGCUUGGGCCCCACUGAGCUGCGACGCCUCGCCAAUGUGUGGCUCGACUUCCAGCGCCAGAGCAGCGACGCUGUCGACGAGGUGCGUGGGCUCGGCUUCAUCAUCGGCAAGACGCGCGGCAUCGACACGCGCACCGGUCGACGCGCGCUCGACUGGGGCAUCGGCAUCGAGCUCGAGAUCAAGCGCACCGUGCGCGAAAGGACGCCGCCCACACAAAUCGGAUUCGGCGGCGUCGAAGUCCAGUCGUCUCCGCUGCUGGCUUCCAGCGACAAUUUUGACGAAACGGUGAGGGGCACACCCAAGAUGCCGUCGCGGGCGACCACGCCCCCUCCCGCAGGCGAGCGCGUGGCUGCCAACGCAAGGACGCAGUUGAUGUCGCCACUCUUGGGCUCGCCACGCAGGAAGGUGUGCGCAGAGUCGCCCACGCCCAGCUCGCCAAAGGUGCGCAGCUCGCUCGGCGCAGCAAAGGCGCGCGAGGGCAUGUCGGUCGUCGCCAUGUGGAACAACGGAUUGGAGACCAGAAAGGCCGAGGUGGCAAGGCGAUUACGCCAGAGAUGCGCGCGCUUCCACCAGCUCUGGCUCGACGAAAACGGCAUCAGUGUUCCUGCUCCAAAGCAGGCGCACGAACCCUCGACGCCGUCGCGCAAGCCUGCUGGUGCAGCUGAUGCAGAGAGCGAUACCGAGGAUGGCGUGCCAGGUCCGCCGCGCGAGGUGGUGAUGGGUGCCGGCGGGCUGUUGACUCCCUCAGCGACGCGGUCCGGCGGGCGAAGGGUGGGCAAACGCACCUUCCAUCUGGAUCCGUCCGAGCUCGACUCGCACACGCUUUCGGACGAAGAUGACGACGACGCCGUGCUCGGCUUUGAGGCUCUCCAGGGCGGCAAGCAGUCGAUGCUGGCGGAAGUGUCGCACUCGGUGGUGCGGACGAGCAAGUCGAUGCCCAACCUCGCUGCUGCCGCAGUGCCACCCGAGGGGGCGGAUCUUGUAGCUUGGCAUGUUGAGUUUCCACUCGACGAUGCGCGUGUAGUCAAGCCUGUUCCUCUGGCUACGCUUCCCUCGCUUUCUGCGCCGCUCGCAACGCCGCACCGCAACAAAGAGAUCGGAUUGGGCAUUAGUGACCCUACGACGCCGCGGAAACCGAUCAAAUACACUGCUGCGCCCGAACUCGCCUCGGAGGCGGCACCCUCGACGGCCGGCAUGUCGCUUCGCGAACGGAUCCAGGCGAAAGAACAGCUGCGGCGCACCGCUUCGCUUCCCGCGCUGGCUUCGGGGUCCAUGACGUCCAUGCAAGCGCUUUCACAACGCGCACUCGUAUCGCGGUUGCCGGAGCUGUGCUCGAUCCUCUUUAUGCUGUUUUCCAACGGCACCACGCUGUCGUCGACGGGCAUCACGCGGUCUCCGACGAUUCCCAUGCAGGACCUCCUGGCCAAGCUGAGCAAAAGCACAAAGAUCACCCUCAGCCCACGCGAGUGUCGCGCCGCCAUCGACCUGCUCGCCUCCAUAGCUCCGGGCUUCUUGGUGGUCCUCAACCCCUCGGAUACAGCCGCAACGGGAACCAAGGAGUAUGUCCGCCUGGGAACCAAUCCCGACACCAACGCGCUGUGGAGGCUCAACGAUCUGCGUGCCCGCAUCGCCUCGCAACUCAAUGCCCACAAGUAA